CCACUUAAACAUAGUCUCUAAAGUUCAAUUUUGCCUCUACACACGUCAUAUGCCUGUCAUUUUUCUAUGGAGUACCGCUUGUACUGAGCAAAAAAUAAUAAAAUUUCACAAGUUUGUCAGUUUGACGGUUUCGUCUUCAUAUAUUUAUAUAUGUCGUGAUAUAUUAAAAUUUUAUAGUUGAAAAAAUUUUGAAAAAUUCAUGAAUUUAUUUAAAUAAAAAAUAAAUCAAAAUCAAAUCACAUGUUAGAGUUAAAUAUUUUUGUCUAUUAGCUUACAAUUUCUAUCACCAGUUGGCGUGACAAUGUAGACACUCGAUCCCUAUUUCGCAGCAGCUAAGUAAAAUAACAUUUCAGCUGACACAUACAUAAGCUAAUUUUAAUUAAUUUUAUGAUUUUACUCUACCUCAAAAAAUAUUAAAGUCAGUUAAAGUCAGCCAAUGAUGAAAUUGAAUUCUUAUUCAGAUAAAUAUUUAGCUUCUCUCGAGACCACUUUAAUGAAUCUUAAAGCGGUUAAUAUCGUUAUAUUGUUAACAUUUCAAAUACUGAUCAAGUUGAAACGAUAGUCGCUAGGUGGCACUGAAAUUUGUGCAUAACAUUGUCAGUAAUAUAUCUUACGCUAUUUACGUAAGAAACUGUCUUUGACAUCUAACUAUCCAUCCCUCGUGAUAAGUAAUUAAAAUUCGUAUGUUAAAAAAAAAACAAAGUUUUUCUAAUCAAAAAAAAAAAAAAUAGUUGAGUCUAAGUACUUUGAAUUUUUCUCAGUUACCGAUACUAGCGCUAGACCUAUUCGCAAAUAAUGGUUGGGAGUAUGUGACAUGGAUAUUCACCUUUAUGUAUUUUUCUACACAAAUAUGCUUCAAGAUUUAUAUUUAAUUAUAAAUAAUUUGAUGGUGGAUAUUCAGAAUUAUUUACUACUGUUGAUAAAUGUAUCAUCUCAAAAAGUAAUCUUUUAAAAGUUUACGAAAUAAAAUCUGUUCGAAAAAUGGCUGCUGAAAUGUUUGAUUUCAAGAAUUUACGUGAAAGUUUAAUCGAUGAUAUUGCUAUUGAAUAUGAGUGGAAUGAAUCGGAAGAGAGUGAUAGUGAGAUAUUAUUUGACUUACAAGGUAUUGAUGAUGAUAGUAAUUCAUGGAGAGAAGGAACAAAUCAAACACUGCACUACGAAAAAAAUAAAAAUGAUAGUGCUGAUGGUCAUAACAAUUAUUAUUUAGGAAGAGAUAGCUUAACACGAUGGAGCAAAAUCUCAACAGAGAAUUCAAGUCCUGAUUGCUCCGAUUUACUAUUUCAAUCUGAUGGUCCAUCAAAUGUGGCCUCUAAAGCCAAAACUACUAAUAAUUGUUUUAAUUUGUUUGUUGAUUGUGAGAUUUUAAAACUCAUAACUCAUAAUACGAAUUUAUAUAUUGCCAGUAUCCGCAAUCGUUACAGCCGUGAUCGAGAUUGUAAUGAUACAAACAUUGCUGAAAUCCAAACUCUUAUUGGUCUACUUUUAUUGAUGAGUUUACUCAAAUCAAAACAUGAUAAUUUUGUUGAGUUAUGGGAACAAAACGGGUUAGGAGUAAAUGUAUUCCGACUUUCUAUGACAUUGAAUCGUUUCAAGUUUUUGCUCCGGAGCUUAAGAUUUGGCGAUGAAAAUGAUGAAAAUUCAAAGAAAAAAAAAGAUUGUCUUAGUCCAUUAAGUAAUUUACUUAAUUUGUUUAUCGCUAAUUGUAAGAAUAAUUUUAUUGUUGGCUCUGAUGUCAUAUAA
This is a messenger RNA of Cotesia glomerata, 1740 nucleotides long. RefSeq lists its product as uncharacterized. The coding region runs from base 982 to 1740 and encodes 252 amino acids. NCBI's taxonomy places the organism in Eukaryota, Metazoa, Arthropoda, Insecta, Hymenoptera, Braconidae. The transcript has 2 exons. The record is from RefSeq and is a predicted model, not a curated record.